CGCAGAGCUCUUCAAAGCAGAAGGUCGCGCUUGGAGGAAGUGGCGGCUUUGGGUCCCGUGGCCGCCGCGCCGUUACUACUUCUCGGAAGCUCCGCUCGGCCGUUUGCCGAGACACCCCGCCGCCAAGAUGCCUCGAAUUAUGAUCAAGGGGGGCGUGUGGAGGAAUACCGAGGAUGAAAUUCUGAAAGCAGCGGUGAUGAAAUAUGGGAAAAACCAGUGGUCUAGGAUUGCCUCACUGCUGCAUAGAAAGUCAGCAAAGCAGUGCAAAGCCAGAUGGUAUGAGUGGCUGGAUCCAAGCAUUAAGAAAACAGAAUGGUCCAGAGAAGAAGAGGAAAAACUCCUGCACUUGGCCAAGUUGAUGCCGACUCAGUGGAGGACCAUUGCUCCAAUCAUUGGCAGAACAGCCGCCCAGUGUUUGGAACACUAUGAAUUUCUUCUGGAUAAAGCUGCCCAGAGAGACAAUGAAGAGGAAACAACAGAUGAUCCACGAAAGCUUAAGCCUGGAGAAAUAGAUCCAAAUCCAGAAACAAAGCCAGCACGGCCUGAUCCGAUUGACAUGGAUGAGGAUGAAUUGGAGAUGCUUUCUGAAGCUAGAGCCCGCCUGGCUAAUACUCAGGGAAAGAAAGCCAAGAGGAAAGCAAGAGAGAAACAGCUGGAAGAAGCAAGGCGUCUUGCUGCCCUCCAAAAGAGACGAGAACUUCGAGCAGCCGGCAUAGAAAUUCAGAAGAAAAGAAAAAAGAAAAGAGGAGUUGAUUAUAAUGCUGAAAUUCCGUUUGAAAAAAAGCCUGCUCUAGGUUUUUAUGAUACUUCUGAGGAAAACUACCAGACUCUUGAUGCUGAUUUCAGAAAGCUAAGACAACAGGAUCUUGAUGGGGAGCUGAGAUCUGAAAAAGAAGGACGAGAUAGAAAAAAAGACAAGCAGCAUUUGAAAAGGAAAAAAGAAUCUGAUUUACCAUCAGCUAUUCUUCAAACUAGUGGUGUUUCUGAAUUUACUAAAAAGAGGAGCAAACUAGUACUUCCUGCCCCUCAGAUUUCAGAUGCAGAACUCCAAGAAGUUGUAAAAGUAGGCCAAGCGAGUGAAAUUGCACGUCAGACUGCCGAGGAGUCUGGCAUAACAAACUCCGCUUCCAGCACUCUCUUGUCUGAGUACAAUGUCACCAACAACAGCAUUGCUCUGAGAACACCACGGACACCAGCUUCCCAGGACAGAAUUCUGCAGGAAGCCCAAAACCUCAUGGCUCUGACCAACGUGGACACCCCAUUAAAAGGUGGACUCAACACCCCUUUGCACGAGAGCGACUUCUCAGGUGUGACACCACAGCGGCAGGUUGUACAGACUCCAAACACAGUCCUUUCUACCCCGUUCAGGACUCCUUCUCAUGGAUCUGAAGGGCUGACUCCCCGGAGUGGGACAACUCCCAAACCAGUUAUUAACGCCACCCCAGGUAGAACUCCUCUUCGAGACAAGUUGAACAUUAAUCCUGAGGAUGGAAUGGCAGACUACAGUGAUCCCUCUUAUGUGAAGCAGAUGGAAAGAGAAUCUCGUGAACACCUCCGUUUAGGAUUGUUGGGUCUUCCUGCUCCUAAGAAUGACUUUGAAAUUGUUCUACCAGAAAAUGCCGAGAAGGAACUGGAAGAGCGUGAAAUAGAUGAUACUUACAUUGAAGAUGCUGCUGAUGUGGAUGCACGGAAGCAGGCCAUACGAGAUGCAGAGCGUGUAAAGGAAAUGAAACGAAUGCACAAAGCUGUCCAGAAGGAUCUGCCAAGACCAUCAGAAGUAAAUGAAACAAUUCUGAGACCCUUAAAUGUAGAACCACCUCUAACAGAUUUACAGAAAAGUGAAGAACUGAUCAAAAAGGAAAUGAUCACGAUGCUUCAUUAUGACCUUCUACAUCACCCUUAUGAGCCAUCUGGAAAUAAAAAAGGAAAAACUGUAGGAUUUGGUACCAAUAAUGCAGAGCACAUUGCCUAUCUGGAACAUAACCCUUAUGAAAAAUUCUCCAAGGAAGAGCUGAAAAAGGCUCAGGAUGUUCUGGUACAGGAGAUGGAAGUGGUCAAACAAGGUAUGAGCCACGGAGAACUCUCAAGUGAAGCUUAUAACCAGGUGUGGGAAGAGUGCUACAGUCAAGUUUUGUAUCUUCCUGGGCAGAGCCGCUACACCCGGGCCAACCUUGCUAGCAAAAAGGACAGAAUCGAGUCGCUGGAAAAGAGGCUUGAGAUAAACAGGGGUCACAUGACGACAGAAGCCAAGAGAGCUGCGAAGAUGGAAAAGAAGAUGAAAAUCCUGCUUGGGGGUUACCAGUCUCGUGCGAUGGGGCUCAUGAAGCAGCUGAAUGACUUGUGGGACCAGAUUGAGCAGGCUUACUUGGAGUUACGCACUUUUGAAGAACUCAAGAAACAUGAAGAUUCUGCUAUUCCCCGGAGGCUAGAGUGUCUAAAAGAAGAUGUUCAGCGACAGCAGGAAAGAGAAAAGGAACUUCAGCAUAGAUAUGCUGAUUUGCUGUUGGAGAAGGAGACUUUAAAGGCCAAAUUCUGAAGCAUAUUCCCUCACAACUGAAUUAAUGACUGGUGUUCAGACCCUGGAAGGCUGAAACUGCUGUUUAUCUUCAUUGACAAAUUUGGCAACCAUCUGUGGUUUUUCAAUUGUUUAUUUUAAAUGAUACCAAUCUUACGCAUUUAUGUGUAAAGACUUUAAUUCCACAGGACAUUUUAGGGUUUAAAUUAUUAAGACGAUCAUUCUUUUAGCAGUGUCUUAUUUGCAAAUUUUUUUAGUUUUGGCCUUUAAUUUUAAAAGCCUGAUUUUAAAGUGCUGCCUGUGAGUAAACUCUUGAAUAAAAACAAAAUAUAAAAAGUUGAGAAUGUAGCCUUUUGUUUGAAAUAGAUACUUACAGUGCCCACAAAGCAGCAGAUAAUGAGUAACUCUUGGAUAAUAAAAAUGGCAAUCCAGUAUCUUAAUUUAAAUCCUUAAGAGGCAAUCCUUUUGUGGCUUUGUUAGUUUUGACCAUUUUUGCAUAGGAUGAUCAUUUCUCUAUACACUGGCAAGAAAGGUUAACUUUUUAAUACCUCAGUUUUGUUUUUUUUCCCCAGUAUAACAAUCAGCAGGUCUCCUCUCUGCCCAGCUACUUACACAGAUAGGACUGGAUUAGGACUCAAAAGGUUUAAUUUUUCUUGACUUGUUAUUUUCUUGUAAAUAGUUUUUUGACAAAGGCAUUUUAAAGAUUAAUUCCAACCAUACUACCAAAUUUUAUUAAAGCUCAAUGUUUAUCUUAACAAGUCAAUCACACAAGUGUAGAAUUUGGGGAGUGUGUAGAGGUGGAAAGAUCUAACUAUAAUAAUUCAUAUGAAAUCAUUAUUUGGCUACAAGUUCAAAAUAAGCUAGUGAUAUCUUGGACUCACCAAAAAAGUUUGCUUAAUCUUAGACUGCUAGGGAUUAAAGGGAGCAAAUGAGGGAUUCAUUCAUUCAUCAGAUAUUGUUAACUGUCUAGCCAGUGUCUGAGUCCUGGAGAUAGCAACUAAAAUAGACAGCCUUCUGGUUUUAUGGAGUUUACAGUCUGUUGAGAAUGACUGACAGUGAAAAUUCAGGGAAGAAGAAUGACUCUUCUUACACACCGGGACUUAUUUAAGUUUUAGAGAUGACAUGUUAUUAAGACAAGGUUCUUGCUCUCACAGAGGUGUCGUUAAUGGCAAUAAGUACCAAACAGGGGCAGGUAUUAAAUUAUGAACUUUAGAUUCAGUGGAGAGAGUUAAAAUAGGGUGAUGGGACAUAGUGACUGACUGACUACUCUAGGUUGGAAGAUCAAAUUAGCUGUAUUUGGCAUCUUAAAAGGAGCCAUCUUUGUGAGGUUCCAGGGAACAGCAAUACCAGCAGAGUAAAGCGCUAGCACAAAGCGCAUUUGGUGUAUUUGAGGAGCAGAAAGGAAGACAGUGUGACGAGUGUUAACAAUGGCAUUUGUAUGGGAUACCUGGCUGGAUAGGGCCAUAUAGGAGGCAAUGGUAAGGAACUUGGAUCUUAUUCUGUGAUGAGAAGCUAUGAGAAGAUUCUGUGCAACGUAAUGACACAAUCAGAUUUAUCCUGUGCAUAUACGGUAUGUCUCACCAGGCUGGAGAUAAGGAAGCUGGUUAAACAUGGGAGCCUGGUGCAGUAAUCGAGGCAAACAACAAUAAUGACUCAGACUAGGGUGGAGCCAGUCUUGAUGGAGACAGGUUGGAAGAAUUUGAGCAGUAAUGAUUCUAUAGUCUUUAUAAAUAUAUUUGUAUUUUCCUCAUAUCUAGUCACUUUUUUUACUUUUUUAGUCACCUCAUAUUCUAGUACUUUUUUCAGUAACUUCACAUGGUUUUUUUAAGGAAAUAUUUUGACAUCCUGUGUGGAUAAUGAUAAUGUUGUUUCUUCUAAUAGUUUUAAUUUUUAUUGCACGUUUUGGUGGCUGAAAUGUUCAAUAAUCAUGAUGAUGAUGGUGGUAGACAUUCUUAUUAUAUUUCUGGUUUUAAUGGGUAUGUCCAUAGUGUUUUACCUUUAGGUUGGCUGUUUUGAGUCAGAUAUUAUUUUCUUUAGAAAGGAAAUACCCUCUUUUUAGAUUUUAAAGAAUUAGAAAUAGCUCUGAAAUUUUGUCAAAUACACAUUUUUGGUAUGUCUUAAGAUGAUCAUACAGUUUUUUUUUUUUCCAUUUGAUUUGUUGAUGAUGCUUUGAUAGAUUUUCUAACCAUCUUUGAGCUCCUGGAAUUAGGUCAGUUAAGUAAAGAAGAUUUUUUAAAAAAAAUAUUAGUUUACUUAUGUGAGCUUGAGUUAUGUGGUUUAAAAAUAACUGAUCAAAUAAUAUUGAUAGUUACUUUGUUCUCAAAAUUUGAAGUAAUGCACAUACUUGUACCCUAAAAAGUGACCAAGAAUUGCAUCAUUUCAAAGCUGGCAGUUUGGCUCUGUCAACUGCUCGUGAUGUUGACCCUUAGUAGUGCAGCUUUCGCUGUUAAUAAUAAGCAGAUGUGCCGUUGUCUUUUGUCCGUGUCCUGUAAUGCCUGGGAUUCUUUACCAGCAUCUUCUGAGGGCAAUGUUGGGUGGCUGUUUUAACAUUCACUUUCACUGUAUUCUCUUAAACAUGCGUUCAUUCUGUGGUGGUGUUAAAACUAGUGAUCAAAAGCAUGUUCAAGUUUCAGUAACUUUGGGACAGAAAUUAAAGUGAUGAAGACCCAAAAGAAACCACCACUAUGAAUAGUGAGAGCCCUCUUUGAAAUAUUAGAAAUAAUGGUGAGAAAAGAAAAAGCAGUCUUGAAGAAAAAAGUACACUACAGUGAUUGUAGACUUAAACUCUCCAACCAUGCAUCCUCUUAUCUUUAUGUUAGUUUCUCUGGGAAGACUAGUUUUGAAAUAUGGGAUGUCCUUCAGAAUUAAUUUCUUCUAAAAUGUGACUGCCCUAUUGCUACUAUAGAAUUUGAUUGGCUAAUAUUUUAUUUAGGAAAAUUGCCUUUUUACAUGAGAGUUUGGGGCUUUUGGGCUAGCGUCUAGGUUUUGAGUUAGGCAUUUUGCUAGCUCUAUGAAGUGAAUAGGAUACCUGUGUAUAUUUCACUGUAUGUUAAGCAGUUACAUUAUAGCAUGAGAGUGAUUUGUUUCAUGAAAAAUUGAAGAAUUGUGCUUAUAAAACUUCUGAGUUCAGACUCUUUAGGAAAUAAAUUCUUGAUAACUCCAGUUUCUUUUGUGGCUAUUUGUAUGUUUUUAAAAUUUAAAAAGUUUUUUGUUUUAAAAUGUAUUUCUUCUUCUGCGUUUAUUAUCUACUAAAUUUAAGUAAUUUAUACUUUUCCAGAAAACUUUUCAUUUUGUUGAAAUUUAACACAUUCGAUACUUUUAAUAGAGAAUAAAAGUCUCUUUUCUAUUAAACUUGAUACUUGUAAGAAAUUUAUGUUUUCUUAGUUUUACCAUUUUCUUUUCCUUGAUUAGACUUUCUAAAGGUAUCUUUUUUCUCUUAAAAAAGAAGACUGGAUUUGUUUAUCAAUUAUGGCUUUGUUUUAAAAUGUACUACUUUCUCAUUUUGUGUUUAUUAUUUCCUUUGUUUGCUCUAGAUUUUUUUCCUAUAACUUUUUAAAUCUGAUACUUUUUUGUUUAUAUACAAUUGAAUAUGUUCAAGGCUUUUCCUUAUCUCCAAUUUCAAGUAUGUUCACAUCCCAGCUAUAAUAAUGUGUCUUGUUUUCUAAGUAGUUUAUCUUUGUGUUUUGGUUUAAUAGCUAAGAAUAUUUUAAAAUUUCUGUGUGAUUUGCCUUUAAAAAAAUUUUUUUUUUUUUGCUACUUGUAAAAUAUUUACCUUGACAGUAAAUAUGGCUUAUUUGGUUUCUUUUUUUAAGAAUUUAUUGAGGUUCGGGGGCCUAGCAUUUUUAAAGAGUGUUCUGUGGGUGUCUUGAAUGAAAGUUUAUUCAAUUUGUGUGUGACAGAGGUGAAUGUGUAUCUGUUCAACCACUUUAAUUCAAUUUUCAUUUUAUUUUUUUAAUAAAUGACCAUAGACUAAUAA
Dama dama (fallow deer) is the source of this 6491-nucleotide messenger RNA. It is a transcript of the gene CDC5L, whose product is annotated as cell division cycle 5 like. The record is from RefSeq and is a predicted model, not a curated record. Gene Ontology annotation, biological process: regulation of transcription by RNA polymerase II; mRNA splicing, via spliceosome. The transcript is spliced from 16 exons. Bases 128 to 2536 code for a protein of 802 amino acids. Gene Ontology annotation, cellular component: Prp19 complex; spliceosomal complex. Lineage: Eukaryota; Metazoa; Chordata; Mammalia; Artiodactyla; Cervidae. Gene Ontology annotation, molecular function: DNA-binding transcription factor activity, RNA polymerase II-specific; RNA polymerase II transcription regulatory region sequence-specific DNA binding.